Molecule: messenger RNA, 16653 nt
Organism: Chelonia mydas (Green sea turtle)
Lineage: Eukaryota; Metazoa; Chordata; Testudines; Cheloniidae
Gene: DOCK10
Product: dedicator of cytokinesis 10
Exons: 59
Coding region: 450-7133 (2227 amino acids)
Biological process (GO): small GTPase-mediated signal transduction; dendritic spine morphogenesis; positive regulation of GTPase activity
Molecular function (GO): guanyl-nucleotide exchange factor activity
Source: RefSeq, a predicted model, not a curated record
CAAAACCUUAAAAUUGUGCUCCCGCCCCACUAUCGUCUCUGAACUCAGUCAUUUUGGCUUUUGACCAAUGAAGAGUUUGGCAGGGGAGGGGGCUGGGUAACGGACAUAAAUGUUUUUCUGGAGGCAAAGAUAGACGUUAAGCUGUAAUAAUUUCUCUACAGCUUCCUAUUUCAAUCUGCUGUAAAGACAAGGUGCUAAGCUUUUAUUUAUGGCUUAAUGAGAUACUGUCUUCCCAAUAGCGGAAUAUUACUCACAGGAAGCAAUGAGUUAUUGCUGGUUUUCUUUUCCUUUCUGUUCAGUUACUGUGGAUACAGCAUGUGUUAAGUUUUAGACACACUUCCCUCUUGAACAGUCUUCAUUCGGGUUGCUGAAGCUGCUGAAGCAAAAAGGUUAAAGGAACACAGUUUUUAAAGAACGAUUUGUUUGCUGCUUGAGUUCCCAUUGAUACAAUGAGCUUUCGAGGGAAAGUUUUCAAAAGGGAGCCCAGUGAACUAUGGAGGAAGAGAAGGACUGUUAGGCGAGUAAAUCAAGGGGAAAUUCACAGAUUAAGUUGCCAGGAGAAACCCAAACUUUUGGAGCCCUUGGAUUAUGAAACUGUCAUCACAGAGAUUGAAAGAAAUACUGAGGACAACCCUCUUAAAGAUCUCAUAUUGUUCCCCAAUGAUGACUUUUCAACAGACAUAAUUCCAUGGGAAAUAAGAACUCUGUACCCAUCUGUACCUGAAGAUGCAGAACAAAAUGUAGAAAAUUUAUUUGUUAAAGAGGCUUGUAAAUAUUACAAUUCUCAGUGGCACGUUGUGAACUACAAAUAUGAAAAGUAUUCAGGAGAUUUUCGACAUUUACCACAAAAUGAAUAUAGACCAGAGAAAUUGCCUUCACAUUCCUUUGAAAUUGAUCAUGAAGAUGUUGAUAAAGAUGAAGAUACCACAUCCCACUCGUCUUCAAAAGGUGGCGGCGGUGGUGGAGGAUUUGGAACAGGAAUUUUCAAGUCUGGCUGGCUUUAUAAAGGGAAUUUUAACAGUACUGUAAACAAUAGCAUUACUGUUCGGUCAUUCAAAAAGCGCUACUUCCAGCUGACACAGUUGUCAGAUAACUCAUACAUUAUGAAUUUUUACAAAGAUGAGAAAAUAUCAAAGGAACCAAAGGGAUGUAUAUUUUUGGAUUCCUGUACGGGGGUUGUACAGAAUAACAGGCUUAGGAAGCAUGCCUUUGAGCUGAAAAUGAAUGACCUGACAUACUUUGUGCUGGCAGCUGAAAAUGAGCAGGAUAUGGAUGACUGGAUUUCCACUCUCAACAAAAUCCUGCAAAUAAAUCCGGAGGGGACCAUUCAGGAAAGGAAAAGCGCAGAUCUCACCGAUAUGAAACUUGAUUCUGAAGAAGUUUCGGAGAAUUAUGAUUGCCCACAAGAGGAGACUGAUUCUUCAGAGAACACCUUGCACCCAGACUUUGCAAAAUACAUCGCAGAAACAGAAGAAACCGUGAAAGCUUCUCGAAAUACGGAACGACUAAAUCUGUUCUCCUUAGAUCCUGAUAUAACUGCCUCAAAUCUUCAGAAAAAGGAGUUUCCAGGAACAGAUUCAGUGAUCAAACCAUUUGAGGAAAAGGAUGCAAAGAGGAUCAUGAUAACUUGUAAAUCCCUCAGUUUGAAUCUUCAGGCUUGUGUGACUGAGAAUGAAAAUGAUCCUAUAACCAAUAUUGAGCCUUUUUUUGUGAGCGUGGCUCUGUUUGAUAUCAGGGACAACAGGAAAAUCUCUGCUGAUUUUCAUGUGGAUCUGAACCACACACUUGUUACACAGAUGGUUUUAGGUUCCUCGUCUUCACUGGAAAAUGGCAAUAUUGAAACAAUGGACGCAAGUGAAGCAGAAGAACCACUGGUCAAGGGAUUUCCAGAGACAUGGUUGAAGUAUCCAAAACAGGCUCUUUUCUCCAUAAGUAACCCCCAUUCUGAGAUUGUUUUGGUGGCAAGAAUAGAAAAGGUGCUCAUGGGAAAUAUUGCCAGCAGUGCUGAACCUUACAUUAAGAAUCCAGACUCUAAUAAGUGUGCACAAAAAGUGUUAAAAUCCAACAAACAGUUCUGUGGCAAGCUGGGGAAAUACCGUAUGCCAUUUGCUUGGUCAGUGAGACCAGUGUUUAAGGAUAAUCAGGGAAAUGUUGACAGAGACUCCCGAUUUUCACCUUUGUUCAGGCAAGAAAGUAGCAAGAUUUCAACUGAAGAUUUGAUUAAAUUAAUAGCCGAAUACAGAAGGAAGUACUUCCACAGAGAAGGCAGGAAUGAAGCAACACUUCUCACUUCUGCACCCCUGGGUUUGGAUCUGCUGGAGUCCAGUCACCCUUUGCUGAGGAGACGAGCAGAGAAGAUUAGCAAAAUACAGACCAUACCUGGCAACCUAGACAUUGCAGUAAAUUGUUUCCCUUUGGAACACCCAAAUUGUGUAACAUCAUCUUUUAUCCCAAUCAAGCCAUUUUAUAAUACAGAGGAGCAUCAACCUACGGUGGAAGUGGAAGAAUUUGUACAAGAAUCAACAAAAUAUUCCCGGCCUUAUAGAGUGUAUAAGAACCAAGUAUACAUCUAUCCAAAACAUCUCAAGUACGAUAGCCAAAAAAGCUUCAGCAAGGCGCGAAACAUAACAGUAUGUAUUGAAUUUAAAAGUUCAGAUGAAGAAGGAGCCAAGCCAAUGAAGUGUAUUUAUGGGAAGCCUGGCGGACCAUUAUUUACAACAGCAGCCUACACAGCAGUGCUACAUCAUUCACAGAAUCCUGAUUUCUAUGAUGAGGUGAAAAUUGAGCUUCCCACUCAACUCCAUAAGAAACACCACAUUCUGUUUUCAUUUUAUCAUGUCACCUGUGACAUACAUGCAAAAGCUAAUGCCAAAAAGAAAGAGGCUCUGGAAACACCAGUUGGAUAUGCUUGGCUUCCUUUAUUGAAAGGUGCCCAGUUAGCUUCUCAAGAACAUAACAUUCCAGUGACAACCAGUUUGCCGCCCAGUUACUUAAGCCUUCAAGAUCCUGCAAGUGGAAAGCAGAGUGGAAGUGACAUUAAGUGGGUAGACAAUGGGAAGCUGCUUUUCAAGGUGUCUUCAUUUGUUGUAUCGACUGUAAAUACUCAGGAUCCAUAUCUGAAUAACUUUUUCCAGGACUGCCAAAAAGGAGAAAUGCAUCUCUCCCACCUUUGUACCUCAGACUUUGUCAAGUCCUGUAAGAAUUUACUGAAAAUUGAGAAGAUCCAUGUAAUUAUGAACUUUCUUCCUGUGAUCCUGAAUCAACUCUUUUGGGUUCUGGUAGAAAACGACGUGGAUGAGGUUACCACUGCUGUGACAAGGGUUCUUACUGACAUUGUUGCCAAGUGCCAUGAAGAGCAACUAGAAUACUGUGUCCAUUCUUAUGUAAAGUAUGUGUUCAAGACCAAGUCAUCCGAAGAAAGGACUGUUCAUGAAGAGCUUGCCAAGAAUGUGACUGGUCUUUUGAAAUCAAAUAAUCAAGUAACAGUGAAACACGUUUUAAAGCAUUCCUGGUUUUUCUUUGCAAUUAUCUUAAAAUCAGUGGCACAGCACUUGGUUGAUUCAAACAGAACACAGAUUCCUCGAACUCAGAGACUUCCAGAAUCAUUCCAGACUGAACUAGACACACUGAUAAUGAUCUUGUCCGACCAUGUUGUUUGGAAACACAAAGAUGCUCCUGAAGAAACAAAAAAUGCAAACCACAGCAUUGCCAAAUUUCUUAAGCGCUGUUUUACAUUUAUGGAUCGUGGAUUUGUAUUUAAGAUGGUCAACAACUAUGUAAGCAUGUUCGGCCCAGGAGACCACAAGAUUUUACAUCAGUACAAAUUUGACUUUCUUCAAGAAGUUUGUCACCAUGAACACUUUAUUCCUCUGUGCCUGCCCAUACGAUCUGCAAACAUUCCAGACUCUGUGACAUCUUCAGAAUCAACACAGGAAUAUCACGCAUCAGAUAUUCCAGAAUACACCCUGACCAAUGAAUUUUGCCAUAAACAUUUCUUAAUUGGGUUGCUGCUUCGGGAGGUUGGCUAUGCACUGCAAGAGGACCAGGAUAUUAGGCACUUAGCCUUGGCUGUGCUUAAAAACCUAAUGGCAAAACAUUCAUUUGAUGAUCGAUAUGCAGAUCAGGAUAAACAGGCACAAAUAGCAAAUCUGUACAUGCCUCUCUAUGGCAUGCUUUUGGACAAUCUCCCAAGGAUUUACAUGAAGGAUAUUUUUCUUUUCAAUAUAAAUACAUCCAAUCAGGGAUCUAGGGAUGACUUGAGCACUGCGGGAGGAUUUCAGAGUCAAACAGCAAUGAAAUAUGCAAACUCUGUGGAUACAUCUUUUUCCAAAGAUGUCCUGAACUCUAUAGCAGCCUUUUCAUCAGUAGCUAUCUCUGCAGCAAACCAUGCUGACUCCAGAGCUUCCUUAGCAAGUCUUGAGUCUAACCCAAGUACCAGUGAAAAAAACAGUGAGAGAACUGACACCUGUGAAAAGAUUGUGAGACCUUUGUCUUUGAUUGGAUCAACUCUUCGCUUCGACAAGUUAGAUCAGGCUGAAACUAGAAGCCUUCUUAUGUGUUUCCUUCACAUUAUGAAAACAAUUUCAGAAGAUACAUUGAUUUCCUAUUGGCAGAGAGCUCCAUUCACAGAGAUAACGGACUUUUUCAGCAUUUUAGAGGUUUGCCUGCAAAAUUUCAGAUAUCUAGGAAAACGAAAUAUAGUAAGGAAAAUAGCUGCUGCCUUUAAGUUUGCUCAGGCCACCCAGAAUAAUGGAACACUUAAAGGAUCUAACUCAUCUUGUCAGACAUCUGGUAUACUGUCGCAAUGGAUGCAUUCUACUUCCAGUCAUGAUGGCCACAAACAUCACAGAUCUCAAACGUUACCAAUAAUCCGUGGCAAAAAUGCAUUUUCCAACCCCAAACUCUUGCAAAUGAUAGACAGCAGCAUGGCAAGCGGCUCCAAUGAAACAGACAUUGUACACUACGCAGACACAGAGGCAAAUAUUGCCACAGAGGUUUGCCUCACCAUUCUUGACCUACUGUGUCUUUUCACUCAGAACCACCAGAGACAACUCCAGCAAUCUGAUUGCCAGAAUGCACUGAUGAAAAAGGUCUUUGAUACCUACCUGCUCUUUUUGCAAGUCAACCAGUCGGCAGUAGCCCUCAAGCAUGUCUUUGCUGCCUUGCGGUUGUUUGUGAGCAAGUUUCCUCCAGCAUUUUUUCAAGGGCAAGCAGACAUGUGUGGAUCAUUCUGCUAUGAAAUCCUGAAAUGCUGUAACCAUAGGUCACGGUCAACUCAAACAGAGGCAUCUGCUCUUCUUUAUUUUUUCAUGAGAAAGAACUUUGAAUUUAACAAGCAGAAGUCAAUAGUCAGGUCCCAUCUACAGCUCAUCAAAGCUGUAAGCCAACUGAUCGCAGAUGCAGGGAUAGGUGGAUCUCGGUUUCAGCAUUCACUUGCAAUUAUAAAUAAUUUUGCUAAUGGAGACAAGCAGAUGAAAAACAGUCACUUUCCAGCAGAGGUGAAAGACCUGACCAAACGCAUCAGGACAGUUUUAAUGGCCACAGCGCAGAUGAAGGAACAUGAGAAAGACCCAGAGAUGCUUGUAGACCUGCAGUACAGCCUAGCAAACUCAUAUGCCAGUACACCUGAAUUACGAAGGACUUGGCUUGAAAACAUGGCCAAGAUUCAUGCUAGAAAUGGAGAUUUAUCAGAGGCUGCUAUGUGCUAUAUCCAUAUAGCUGCCCUCAUUGCAGAAUACCUGAAAAGAAAGGGUUACUGGAAAAUGGAAAAGAUUUGUACCUCACGUAUACUCCUGGAAGAUGUUCAAGUCUCUGAUAGUAAUCUGUUACUAACUACUCACAAUGGAGGAAGCUUAUUUUCCAUGGGAUGGCCAGCUUUUUUAAAUAUUACCCCAAACAUUAAAGAAGAAGGAGCUAUGAAAGAAGAUUCUGGAAUGCAAGAUACUCCAUAUAAUGAGAAUAUCCUUGUGAAGCAGCUGGAGUUAUGUGUUGAAUACCUGUGGAAGUCUGAAAGAUAUGAACUGAUUGCUGGAGUUAACAAGCCUAUCAUUGCUGUAUUUGAGAAACAAAGAGAUUUUAAAAGACUGUCAGAUCUGUACUAUGACAUCCAUCGAUCAUAUCUGAAGGUUGCAGAAGUAGUGAAUUCUGAGAAACGUUUGUUCGGGCGAUACUAUCGUGUUGCUUUUUAUGGACAGGCUGUGGGGUUUUUUGAAGAAGAGGAAGGUAAAGAAUAUAUCUAUAAAGAACCCAAGUUAACAGGGCUGUCUGAGAUCUCGCAGAGACUGCUAAAACUUUAUGCAGAUAAGUUUGGAGCAGACAAUGUGAAGAUGAUACAAGAUUCCAACAAGGUCAACCCCAAAGACUUGGAUCCAAAAUACGCCUAUAUCCAGGUCACAUAUGUCACGCCUUUCUUUGACGAGAAGGAGGCUGACGACAGGAAGACCGACUUUGAAAUGCAUCACAACAUCAACCAUUUUGUAUUUGAAACGCCUUUCACGCUGUCAGGAAAAAAACACGGAGGGGUAGAAGAGCAAUGCAAGAGACGCACAAUCCUGACAACCAGUCAUUUCUUUCCGUACGUGAAGAAGCGUAUUCAAGUCAUAAGCCAAACAAGUACAGAACUGAACCCCAUUGAAGUAGCUAUUGAUGAGAUGUCCAGAAAGGUUUCAGAACUUAAACAGCUUUGCACAAUGGAAGAAGUGGACAUGAUUAGACUGCAACUCAAACUUCAAGGAAGUGUUAGCGUCAAGGUAAAUGCAGGACCAAUGGCAUACGCCCGAGCUUUUCUUGAAGAAACAAAUGCUAAGAAAUAUCCUGAUAACCAAGUCAAACUUCUGAAGGAAAUCUUCAGGCAGUUUGCAGAAGCAUGCGGGCAUGCUCUUGAAGUUAACAAACGCCUUAUUAAAGAGGACCAGUUAGAAUAUCAAGAAGAAAUGAAGUCUCAUUAUAAGGAUAUGCUCAGCGAGCUCUCUGAAGUCAUGAAUGAACAGCUCUGUCAUGGUCCAUGCUUAUACAGCUUCUCUUCUUCCCUGUCUAACAUUUCCCUCAAUACUGUAGACAAAAGUGAUUAUGCACAAGGAGGAUCCAGCAAAGCCACAAGGAAUGGAACGAACCUAUUCACGAACCUUCAGUAGAACAAACACAGCCCUGCAAGAGCAGUGAAACCAAAUCCUGACAUUUGACUGAAACAUCUGUGACUUUUUGCAUACCUCUGGAGGACGUUUUUUUUUAAUGUAAAGUGAUCAUGAACAAUACCAUGAAAAUGGAUUGUGCGGUAUGGUUUUAAUUUAUUGGGAGUCUUCACAGUGAUAAUAUUUUUUAAAACUGCUAGCUUGAUUUUUUUUGCCCAACCUUGUAUUUGUACAUUUCCUAUCUUUUUUUGUUUGUUUGUUUGUUUGUUUGUUAUUGAGAAGUCUUUAUUAAGCGAGGCUGAAUAUGAAAUUUCCAUUGAACGCUUAGCUCCACAGCAAGCCCUAAGUUUGCUGUAAAUGAUAAUAUAUCUAAUACUGAGUCCUAGUAUACAUAUAUUUUAAAGGUCAAAAGUGGGUGUUUUAUAACAUUUAAGUAUGUCACAAUUGUAAAUAGAGGAUGUGUAAAAUAUGUCAUUUUUACAAAAUUUAAAAGACUAUCUUUUUAGUUAAUAAUAAGUGUACUAAAAUAUGAAUAACUUUUCAGAUACAAUUAUAUUAAAAUAUUUGUGUAUGUGUACAAAAAAUGGCUAUAAAGAUUUCUCUUUGAAGACAGUUCAUUGGUUUAUAGAAUUAGAGAAUUAUAGAAAUGUAGGAGGGAAAGUCUUUUGGACUAAGUAUCUAGAGCAUCCCUGACAGGUUUUUGUCCAACCUGGUCUCAAAAACCUCGAAUGAUGGAGAUUCUAAAACCUACCUUGGUAAUUUGCUCCAGUGCUUAAUGACCUUACAGUUAGGAAGUUUUUCCUAAUGUCUAACCUAAAUCUCCAUUGCUUCAAUUUAAGGCCUUACUACUUGUCCUAUCCUCAGCGGAUAAGAAGAACAAUGUAUCACCCUCCUCUUUAUAGCAACCUUUACAUACUUGAAGAGUAUUGUCAUGUCCUCUCUCAGCCUUCUCUUCUCCAGACUAAACAAACCCAAUUUUUUUCAAUCUUUCCUCAAAGGUUUUCUAGACCUGUAAUAAUUUUUGUUGAUCUCUUUUGGACUUUCUCCAGUUUGUCCAUGUCUUUCCUGGAAUGUGGUGCCCAGAAUUGGACAUGGUACUCCAGUUGAGGCCUUAUCAGUGCUGAAUAGAGAGGAAGAAGUACUUCUCGUGUCUUGCUUACAACACUCCUGCUAAUACAUCUGAGAAUGAUGGUUGCUUUUUUUGCAACAGUAUUACAUUUUUGACUCAUAUUUAGUUUGUGAUCCACUAUAACCCCCCAGGCUCUUUUCUGCAGUACUCCUUCCCAGGAAGCCAUUUCCCAUUUUGUAUGUGUGCAAUUGAUUAUUUCUUCCUAAUUGUACUUCGCAAUUGUCCUUAUUAAAUUUCAUCCUAUUUAAUUCAGACCAUUUCUCCAGUUUGUCAAGGUCAUUUUGAAUUCUAAUUCUUUCCACAACAGCACUUGCAACCCUUCCCAGCUUGGUAUUGUCUGCAAACUUUGUUAGUGUACUCUCUGUGCCAUUAUCCAAAUCAUUUAUGAAGAUAUUGAAUAGAAGGGGAUCCAGGACAAAUCCCUGUGGGACCCCACUAAAGAUACCCUUCCAGCUUGACAGUGAACUACAGAAAACUGCUCUCUGAGUACGGUUUUCCAACCAGAUGUGCACCCAUCUUAUAAUAGGUUCAUCUAUAGGCUAUAUUUCCCUAGUUUGCUUAUGAGCAGGUCAUGUGAAACAGUAUCAAAAGCCUUACUGAAGUCAAGAUAUAUCACAUCUACUGCUUCCCCCACAUCCACAAGCCUUCUUACUUUGUCAGAGAAGGCUAUUAGGUUGGUUUGAUAUUAUUUGUUCUUGACCAAUCCAUGUUGACUGUUACUUAUCACCUGAUUAUCAUAUAGGUGCUUACAAAUUGAUUGUUUGACUAUUUGUGCCAUUAUCUUUCCAGGUAUUUAGGUUAAGCUGAGUGGUCUAUAAUUCUCUGGGUUAUCCUUGUUCCCCUUUUUUUGAAGAUAUGUAUAGUGUUUGCCCUUUUCCAGUCCUCUGGGAUCUCUCCCAUCCUCCAUGGGAGAAUGGCUAAUGCUAAUGGCUCAGAGAUGUCUUCAGCCAAUUCCUUAAGUAUUCUAGGAUGUAUUUCAUCAGAUCUUGCCAACUUGAAGACAUCUAACUUGUCUAAGUCAUUCUUAACAUGUUCAGAUCCUACCCCAUUUACAUUGGUGUUCACUAUGUUAGUUACCAGACCACUGCAAACCUUUUUGGUGAAAACUGAAACAAAAAAGGCAUUUAAUACUUCGGCCAUUGCUAAAUUUUCUGUUGUUGUCUUUCCUUCCUCAUUGAAUAAUGAACCUACCCUGACCUUGGUCUUCCUCUUGCUUCUAAUGUAUUUGUAAAAUGUUUUCUUGUUAUCCUUUUAUGUCCCUAGCUAGUUUAAUCUUGUUUUGUGCCUCGACCUUUCUAUUUUUAUCUGCAUGUGCUUGUGUUGUUUUUUUUAAUAUUCAUCCUUUGUAAUUUGACUUAGUUUCCACUUUGUUGUAUGACUCUUUUUUGAGUUUCAUGUCCUUGAAGAUCUUCUGAUUAAGCCAGGGUGGUGUCGUCUUAUACUUCCUUUCGUUCCAAAGCAUUGGGAUAGUUUGUUCUUAUGCCCUUAAUAAUAUUUCUUUUAAAAGGUGCCAACUCUCCUGAAUUCUUUUUUUCCCUUAGACUUGCUGCUCACAGGAUCCUACCAAUUCUCUGAGUUUGCUAAAGUCUACCUUCUUGAAGCACAUUGUCUUUUAUUCUGCUGUUUUCCCUCCUACCAUUCCAUAGAAUCAUGAACUCAUGAUCACUUUCGCCCAAGCUGCCUUCCACCUUCAAAUUCUCAACCAGUUCCUCCCUAUUUGUCUUGUCAAAUCUAGAACAGCCUCUCCCCUACUCACUUUCUCUAUCUUCUCUAAUAAAAAAUUGUCUCCAAAUGUAUUCCAAGAACUUUUUGGAUAAUCUGUGCCCUGCUAUAUUAUUUUCCCAAUAGAUGUCUGGGUAGUUGAAGUCUCCCAUCACCACCAAGUCCUGUGCUUUGGAUGAUUAUUUUAGUUGUUUAAAAAAAGUCUCAUCCACCUCUUCUUCCUGGUUACGUGGACUAUAGUAAACCCCUACUUUGACAUCAGCUUUGUUUUUUAUCCCUUUUAUCCUUACCCAGAGACUUUCAACACAUCUGUCUCCCUCUUCUGUCUCUACCUCAGUGCAAGUAUAUACAUCUUUGAUAUACAAGGCAACACCUCCUCCCUUUUUUCCCUGCCUGUCCUUCCUGAACAAGGAUAUAACAAUAUACCAAUAUUCCAGUCAUGUGAAUUAGCCCACCAAGUCUCUGUGAUGCCAGUUAUGUCAUAAUUGUGAUUAUUCACUAGUAUUUCUAGUUUUUCCUGUUUAUUCUCUAUACUUUUUGCAUUAGCAUACAGAUAUCUGGAAUGUUCAUUAUGUUUUCCCUCUAUAUUCCUUCCUGUUUAUCUUUUGUCCCUGCUAUGGUUGCCCAUGUGCCCCCAGUUUCCAACCUUUCACCCAGGACUCUGUAUUCUGGACUUACCUGUGGGCUUUUGUCUCCUACUCCCAUUGAACCUAGUUUACUGCAAUUUCUGUGCUCUCCAAAACAAUGGAAAUGAAAAUGUCAUAUACGUUCAUGAUAUAUUCCAUACAGAUUAUCAAAAUAGACAUUUGCCACAGGUAAUUGGACAUUUCAAGAGAUCUCCAGUUUCCCCCCUCAGAUUCCAAAUUUGGAGCUGGACUAUGGCCUUUAGCUACUGGUCUGUAUUGGGAACAGUGUGGAAUUGGACUAUAUCAUUUUUUAAAUUCCCUAUUGAAUAACUCCUAUACUCUCAUAACAUUCAUCCCUUUGCUCAUAGAUGCUGGGCUGGCGGCCUUUUUUUUUUGUAUUCUUUUAUAUAUUAAUUUGGUUGUUUUCACCCUUCUAUAUAGACUAUCUCCCUGAUUCUCUCAAAUGAUGAGAGAGAAUGCCUCUACCUCUAGAGAAUGCCCUCUCCCUUGCAUGGGUACCUGAGGCCCCCAGGGAAUAGAGUGCAAGAGGUUUGAAAUUGAUCAGUUAUGCUAUGCACAUGAUGUUUCUAAAGAUGUCAUUGGGAUCUUCCUCUCCCCCUCCAACAGUUCUUCUUCUAGUAAUGUCUCUAUGGGAGCUCCACUCCAGGUGUGCUUGUGCCCCCUGUGCCUUUGAUCUAAGGUUUCUCAUAGCAGUGUCCGUUUGGCCCAUGCACAUGUGUUACUCAGCCUCAUGCCCCAUGCUAUUGUUAUGUAGCACUGCACGGGCUAACCAUCCUUUUCAACCAGCCCAGCUUGAGAUGGAUCCUUAGCUAGUUGCCCAAGUGGAGUUUUGCCUCAACUGUGUUCUCUUAGAUUUUGUAGUUAGUGUUAGUAAUAGUUGUAUUCGUUUUUAAAAUAAAACAAAAAAGUGUUAUGUAUAGCUUUUAGAUAGUUCCCCCCAAUCCCUGGGGAGGUUUUGCCCUUUCCAAGGGUAUGCCCGGUUCUCCUGGGUUCAAGCAUUGCUUGUUGUGUUGGGAGGCAAUCCUGAUGAGCCACAGACACUCCCACUGCAUCCAUUGCCUUGGGGAAUCUCAUAUUUCCAAAAAGUGAAACUUAUGUCUGGAGUUCAAAUAUAGCACCAGAAAGAAUAGGGAGAUAAAACUUUGACUCCUUUUGAUGGAGAGCUUGCUGUGUCCAGCUUCUGACCCAAGCCAGGAGCUCCCACCAUACAUCGGUCUCCGAGUAAGUCAGCUGCCUCCUCUAUCUCUGAUCUGCACUCCUCAAGGGUAUCUAAGAGGAAGAUCCAAGCUUCCUUUCAUAAGUCUUCCAAAGACCAUGCCCUGAGUUCUCCAGGUAGGGUAUCUACCUCAAAGAAGUCAAAAUUUUCAGCUCACCUAGAUCCCAUCGGUCUCUGACAUGGUACCCACAAGGCAGCUGGUUCCUUGCAUACUGAGAGCUCCACUAAGCAUAGAAACUCUGAAAUAUCAGGCCCAGAGAAAACAUUGGUAUCAACAGUAGACCACAGCAGCAAGAAGAGCUCUACUAUCUUACCAAAAAAACCCAUUUGGGCUCUGUCCAGAAUACCCCAGAGCAUUCAAAACUCACAGUACCAUUGCAUCCUUCAGCUAUCAUUACUUGAGCUCAAGGCCUGGAUACAGUACCAAAAACAUUUUCAGUAACACAAAAAUUAGUUUUCCCAAGACCUCGCAGCGUCCGAGACUCCUGAUUCACCAUUUCUCAGCUUGGAUCACUUCUCAGUACUGAGAACUGCCAGAUAUCCGGACACCCAUCCAGUACCAAUGAUGGUACAUCAAGCUGCUUCUACUGCCCCACCAUUACCAAGUGACUUAUAGGAGGAGGAUUCUGAUGAAGAUUUUGCCUCAGCCUCACAAAUAUCUGUACAAGGCUCUCCACUCUGCCCCAUGAAAGUUCUUUUCCUGAAGUCCCUGAGGAAUGUGAGCUCACUCCUGACAGAUGUCCACAACUACCAUCCCACUGGGGCAAGCACCUGUGGAUUCCACCGCCCAUGCUGUAUGAACCACCCUCUUGGCCCUACUGGGACCCCUUUGUGGCUUAUCGCCAUCAAUUCUCUAGGGCAGGGGUGGUGAACCUCCAGCCCACGGGUCAGAUCCAGCCCGCUGCUUAAUUUAAACUGGCCCAUGGCAAGUCUCCACACCGUGGGCUGGAAGCCCCAAGCCUCGGUGGCCCUCCCUGGCAGAGGGGCAAUCAGGGAAGCUCUGCAUUCUGCUCCCGCUCCCAGUGCCAGCUCUGCAGCUCCCAUUAGCCAGUAACCGUAGCCAAUGGAAGCUGUGGGGGCAGCACCUACAGGCACGGGCAGCACGCACUGCACAGAGCCCCCUGGCUGCCCCUCCGCCUAGGGGCCAGACAUUCUGGCCACUUCUGGGAGCCAUGCAGAGCCAGGGCAGGCAGGGAGCCUGCCUUAGCCCCGCUGAGCUGCCAACCAGGAGCCAUCUCAGGUAAGCGCCACUUAGCUGGAGCCAAAACCCCCAGCCCCAGGUCGGAACUUUCUGCUGCACCCUAACUCUCUCCAAGACCUCACACCCAUAUCUGCACCCCAACCCCCAGCCCUGAGGUCCCUCCUGCACCCAAACCCCCUCCCAGAUCCUGCACCCCUACUCAUACCCCAACCCCUUGCCCAGUUCGAAACCCCCACACACUCUAAGUCCCACCCAGAGCCCACACCCCCACCUGCACCCCAACCUUCUGCCCCAGGUCGGAACCCUCUCCAACACCCAAACUCCCUCCCAGACCCUGCACCCUUGCCCCAGCCCUGAGCCCCAUCCCGCACUCCAAACCCAUUAGCCCCAGCCUGGAGCCCCCUCCUGCAUCCCAAAGUCCUCUUCCCCCGCCCGACCCCAGAGCCUACACCCCCAGCCAAAAUCCUCACCCCCUCCAAAACCCCAACCCUCUGCUCCAGCCCGGAGCCCACUCCCACACCCUGAAUCCCUCAUUUCUGGCCCCACCUUGGAGCCUAGGGGAAGCCCCAAGCCUCCGUGCCCCACCCCUGGGGGGCUGUGUGUGGUCCUCAACUGAUUUUUUCUGUGAGUGAGUGGCUCCUGUUAGAAAAAAGAUUCUCCACCCCUACUCUAGAGCCUUGAGCUCUGCCCUUCAUAGAGAUAGACAACCCUCCGCACCCUCCCUGUCCAGGAGACCAGAUCCUCAGGAAGAGACCUUUGAGGAACAGGAGGCCAGAGCUGAGGAGGUCUCUAGAUUUGCACAGUAGUGUGAUCUCAAACACAUUGCACCAACAACCUCAUCAUUACAAGGUGUACUGGACUACAUUCUAGAACUAAAGAGUUUAGGAUUAUUGCUGAGCUCCAUUACAAUUCAUCUGGCAGCCAUCAUGGCCUUCCAUUCUCCAACAGAUGGUUACCCUGUAUUUGCCCACUAAGCAAGGUUCCUCAAGGGCCUCAAUAACCUUUUUCCACCAGUUAAACACCCUACUCCAAUUUGGGUCCUCAAUUUGGUCCUUAAAUGCCUUACAAGACCACCAUUUAGACCUAUGGCUGCCUGCUCACUCUUCCAUUUAUUGGUUGCUAUCAUGUUAGCUUGAUGAAUGGGGAAAAUAGAGGUUCUUAUGGCAUACCCUUUAUUCACGAUAUUUUUCAGAAACAAGGUUACAUGACCACACCCCAAGUUUUUGCCAAAAGUGCAUUUUCAUUUCCAUAUUAAUCAACCCAUUCUGCUCUCCAUCUUCCACCCUAAACCUCACCGGGCUAAGGGGGAGACGUUGUUCCACACACUUGAUGUCAGGAGAGUCCUGGCUUUCUACCUUGAUAGGACUAAACCUUUCACGAAGACUCCCAGAUUGUGUGUGUCAGUCGCAGACAGAACAAAAGGAGCUUCAAUCUCUAAGCAAAGGCUCUCUAGGUGGAUAACUGGCUGCAUUAGUAGCUGCUACCAAUCUCAUAAUCUCAAAGCACCCACUGACAUACAAGAUCACUCCAUGAGAUCUAUCGCCACCUCCACCGCCUUUCUUAAGAACGUUCUUAUAACUGAAAUAUGUAAAGACAACAUGGGCUUAUAUGCAUACAUUCGCUGAACAUUAUGCAAUAAUUCGCAACUCUGCUUCUGAUACUGUGUUUGGCUCAGCUGUACUUUCUUCCAUUCUGGACCAAACUCCGAAGCUCCCUCCUCUUUAAAGGGGAACUGCUUGGUAAUCAGGUAGAGUGGACCACCCAUAGGGACACUAAUAGAAGAAGAUAUGAUUACUCACACUGUGCAGUAACUGUGGUUCUUUUAAAUGUGUGUCCCUAUCUGUGCACCACUGCCUGCCCUCCUUUUCUGCUUCGGAGUUCUCUGUCAUGGGGCUUCAUGGUAGAGAAGGAACAGUAUUAUAUAGCAAUAGCAUAUGGCACAAGGCUGAGAGACAUCCAUGCGUGGGCUUACUGGACAUUGCUAUGAGAAAUCUCCUAUUGAAAUCGCAGGGAGCGCAAGCGCACCUAGAGUGGAGCACCCAUGAGGGACACAUCUUGAAGAACCACACUUACAGCACAGGGUGUGUAACCAUUUCAUCCUUCUGCCCCACAAACAUGUCUGAGUCCAGAACUGCUUCCUUGGGGUUACUGAGAUUAUAAAGGACUGCAACUUAGUGCUGCUGGGAGUAAUGGGGUGGUUUCUACGCUCCUGUAGACACAAAGUCCUAGAUCCCUGGGGAUGGGGUGAAAGAGGUCCUCAGCUAGUCUACUCCUUCUGCCUUCUGGUACUGCUGGCACUGGUGGCUACUGCUGCUGACUCUUUCCUUCCUGGGAAAUUUGGCAGAGACCCGCCCCGUAUGGUACUCCUGAGUGGGGUGUGGGAAGGAGCACCUGGGACUACAUGCCCCAAUAAGCCCUGAUUCUGCUAUGACCUCAUGCAGAUGGGCCGCUGCACCUAUACAAAUCUUCUGUGAAGUCAGUGAAACUCUGGCAGGGGGAGGUGAGGGGUGCAGGGAACUUCUCUGCGCAGGUUUGCUGAGGAUUAGGGCCUAAGUCUUUUACUGUGGGUGAGGUCAAUUUACAUUUCACAUAGAGGAAAAAAUAAUUUGCUCUGAUUCAGACCCCACUGCAUUUGUUUUGUUUUUAAUUCAGAACUUCUGAAAGUAAUAACAGAAGACAACGUCAUGCCCGAUAUUUGAAUAAGUGUUUCCAAAUUAAAUACUACUUCAGUUCUUACCCUGGUUUUCAUCUCUAUUAUUACAAGGGCAUUUCCAUUCAUAGGAUUUUUGUUUUAACUAGAUAUAGCAACUUUGGCAAAUUGAAGGCUGACUGAUGUGGGAUUGUGCAGCUGCACCGUGCACAGAGCUAAUUUCUUCUCCAUUUGUGUGAUGACAGCGUUAGCUCAUGACUGUAAUUAUAGAUAAUUGCUCAACCUUCCACCUCUAUAAUACACUGCACUGAGUGACGUGCUUCUCUGUGAUGAAAAUCAGGGUGUAUCUUCUUAUCAGCUUCAGCCACAUCAUCAAAUGAACAGACAUUUGUGUUUCUAGUUUGCUCAGCUCUGCCCUUCAGUUUCUACCCUGUUGGAAUUCAGUAGGUUUACUGAAAAGAAUAAAUCCUAGCUCAAAUGUUCAUGUUUUUACACAGUUUAUAUUAUACGUAAUAAUACAAUAAUAUUAAAUUGCACAGUGAUCUGGUCUAAUGGAAUUAGUGAUUAGUCCAUAAGAAUUGGCAUAAACAGUGCCUAUAGAAUGAGUCCUUGACCAUUGAUCAGAUAACAGAAUCAGCUACCCUUGUUGUAACUUCAGUAUAAGAGGUCAAAUAAAUUUGUCAUCCGGCUCCAUUACCCUCACUGAUUUUACACCAGCCAUUAAUUUCGUCCUUUGUGUUUAUCAAGAUUCAUGUUUUAUGGGUGAGGUUUUCAAAGCCACCAAGGUGAUUUGGACAAACCCAAUUCCUAUUCAUAUGAAUGGGAAAUGAAUGUCUAAACCCCCUUUGCAUCUUUGAAAAUCCCAUUCUAUAUUUUCGGUAGUGUGGUGUUCACCCAGGGAAUGCUGUAAAUUGUUGACUGCCUUAUCUCAAAAUAAAGGUGUUUUCUGAAAAAUGUA